AUGCACUGGGGCCUGUUGUUGAGGGCGCACCUCAAUUUGGCACCUCCUACACCUACUUUAGUCAGCUACUCACUUGAGCCUGCACUGGGGCCUGUUGUUGACCUCAAUUUGGCACCUCCUACACCUACUUUAGCCCAUCAGCUACUCACUUGUCACCAGUUAACCCACAUACGCAAGGCUGAACUUGGAGAUAUACCAGAUAACCAGAUAUCCACAACGGAGAUAUACAAGAUACCAACAGUGGAGAUAUACCAGAUAACCAGAAAUCCACAGUGGAGAUAUACCAGAUAUCCACAGUGGAGAAAUACAAAAUACCCACAGUGGAGAUAUACCAGAUACCCAUAUAUCCACAGUGGAGAUAUACAAGAUACCCACAGUGGAGAUAUACCAGAUACCCAGAUAUCCACAGUGGAGAUAUACAAGAUACCCACAGUGGAGAUAUACCAGAUACCCAGAUAUCCACAGUGGAGAUAUACAAGAUACCCACAGAUACCCAGAUACCCAUAUAUCCACAGUGGAGAUAUACAAGAUACCCACAGUGUAGAUAUACCAGAUACCCAGAUAUCCACAGUGGAGGUAUACAAGAUACCCACAGUGGAGAUAUACCAGAUACCCAGAUAUCCACAGUGGAGGUAUACAAGAUACCCACAGUGGAGAUAUACCAGAUACCCAGAUAUCCACAGUGGAGGUAUACAAGAUACCCACAGUGGAGAUAUACCAGAUACCCAGAUAUCCACAGUGGAGGUAUACAAGAUACCCACAGUGGAGAUAUACCAGAUACCCAUAUAUCCACAGUGGAGAUAUACAAGAUACCCACAGUGUAGAUAUACCAGAUACCCAGAUAUCCACAGUGGAGGUAUACAAGAUACCCACAGUGGAGAUAUACCAGAUACCCAGAUAUCCACAGUGGAGGUAUACAAGAUACCCACAGUGGAGAUAUACCAGAUACCCAGAUAUCCACAGUGGAGGUAUACAAGAUACCCACAGUGGAGAUAUACCAGAUACCCAGAUAUCCACAGUGGAGGUAUACAAGAUACCCACAGUGGAGAUAUACCAGAUACCCAGAUACCCACAGUGGAGAUAUACCAGAUACUCAGAUACCCACAUUGGAGAUAUACCAGAUACCCAGAUAUCCACAGUGGAGAUGUACAAGAUACCCACAGUGGAGAUAUACCGGAUAUCCACAGUGGAGAGAGUUGUUAUCCUUAUCACGGACAAGGGGAUACCACCAGGACCCUAGGGGCCGGAUUUGUUAAUAGACAAGAGGAGGGUGAGUGUGAGAACAUGUGGGGUAUACGGGUCAGCAGCUACCCCCACCCCCUGCCACCCACAUCUAUCAAUUAA
Molecule: messenger RNA, 1344 nt
Organism: Homalodisca vitripennis (glassy-winged sharpshooter)
Lineage: Eukaryota; Metazoa; Arthropoda; Insecta; Hemiptera; Cicadellidae
Product: protein PELPK1-like
Exons: 3
Coding region: 1-1344 (447 amino acids)
Source: RefSeq, a predicted model, not a curated record